AUGGCGGAUGUGAUGGGCAGGUGCAGCCAGCUUCCUCGGGCCAGUCGCUUCCCCCUCAGAAUGGUGGAUGUGAUCAGCAGCGGGAACAAGCUCCUUCUGGCCAGCCGCUUCCUCCCCAACAUCAUGGUGGAUGUGCUCAACCUGAGAUUCCCCGUCAACAUGGUGGAUGUCCGCUUCCCCCUCAACAUGGUGGAAGUGAUGGGCAGCCUGGGCAGGCUCCUUCUGGCAAGUCGCUUCCUGAGCAGCCGGAGCAAGCUCCUGUGGGCAAGCCACCCCAACAUGGUGGCUGUGCCCCUCAGCAUGGUGGAUGUGAUGGGCAGAGCGAGGGAGCUCCUGUGGGCAAGCCGCUUCCUCAACAUCAAGCUCCCUCUGGCAAGUCGCUUGACCUUCAACAUGGUGGAUGCGCUCAGCCUGAGAUUCCCCGUCAACAUGGUGGAUGUGCUCAGCUGCCGGAGCAAGCUCCUUCUGGCAAGAGUUCGUGCAGCUCCUUCUGGGCACUCCUGCCCCUUGCAAGCUGAUCCUCCAAACAUGGGCAUCCCUUCGCAGACUCAGCCCGAGUUUUCUAAGAGCAAUGGCAAAGUGGUGACCUAUGACGUGGAGAAGUUGGAAGAUGCUCAG
Messenger RNA from Cladocopium goreaui, 618 nucleotides. NCBI's taxonomy places the organism in Eukaryota, Dinophyceae, Suessiales, Symbiodiniaceae. The record is from the annotation of a GenBank genome assembly.